AUGUCUGCUCCAUCAGCGUCCACAUCUUCCUCUGCAGAUCCGAGGCGAUCUGAUCACAUUGUCGAAUACAAACCUGAGGUUAAGCGUAUUGAAGAUGACGAUCCAGAUGUACACGGAUUCGUUGCUCUUUGUGCUGCACUCCAUUUGAUCAUGCACCAUAUCAUUUCGAUCCGUCUUCGAAACCGAACCUGUCUUUGGUUAGGGAUGAUAUUCUCAGUUGAAUCAUACCUCAAUCAACGCGCAAGUGAAGGUGGACUCAUGGGUUCACCAACUGCAACCAUCUUGUUUUCAGUCUCUUCACUCGUGAUGAACUACAUGCCAGAAAUCCUUGCUGCAUACUCUGGCGUGAAAACCUGA
This is a messenger RNA of Lobosporangium transversale, 357 nucleotides long. RefSeq lists its product as hypothetical. Gene Ontology annotation, biological process: protein insertion into ER membrane. Gene Ontology annotation, molecular function: protein folding chaperone. Gene Ontology annotation, cellular component: endoplasmic reticulum membrane. NCBI's taxonomy places the organism in Eukaryota, Fungi, Mortierellomycota, Mortierellomycetes, Mortierellales, Mortierellaceae. The record is from RefSeq and is a predicted model, not a curated record. Bases 1 to 357 code for a protein of 118 amino acids. The transcript has 4 exons.